Molecule: messenger RNA, 753 nt
Organism: Phacochoerus africanus (Common warthog)
Lineage: Eukaryota; Metazoa; Chordata; Mammalia; Artiodactyla; Suidae
Product: LRP chaperone MESD-like
Exons: 4
Coding region: 1-753 (250 amino acids)
Biological process (GO): protein folding
Molecular function (GO): low-density lipoprotein particle receptor binding
Source: RefSeq, a predicted model, not a curated record
AUGGAGUCACCCCAGAGACAGCGAGUGCCAAGGAUCUGCAAAGAAAAGCCAAAGGACCUUAAAGUGAAGCCGAUGUCUCAUGGCCAUCCUGGAGCUGGGCUCCAGUUGUGCUUCCUGCCUUUGGUUUUGUCAGAGUGGAUGCUCUCGGGGGGUGUGGACGGCUGUGACCGGCAGUGCCCUCAGCUCCCCGCGCAAAUAGAGCUGGUGACAAGAUCCCGUGGCUACAUCCGCCAAGGACCCAUUCGGCUGCAAUCGUGGUGGUUACACCGAACGGCGGCCUCCGGCUGGGCGCGCGCCUCCGUGGUCCUUCUCUGUGUCUCUGAUCUGCUGCUUCUCGUGCUGCUGCCCGUGGACGUCUCACAGACAGACCCGGGCAAGCCCGAGGGCAAACUGAAAAUGACAAAGAAAGGCAAGACGCUGAUGAUGUUUGUCACUGUACCCAGAAACCCCGCUGAGAAGGAGACGGAGGACACCACAAGCCUCUGGCAGGGCAGUCUUUUCAACGCCAACUACGACGUCCGAAGGUUCAUCGUGGGAUCGGACCGGGCCAUCUUCAUGCUGCGUGACGGGAGCUACGCCUGGGAGAUCAAGGACGUUUUGGUCAGUCGAGACAGGUGUGCCAAUGUCACACUGGAGGGACAGGUAUACCCCGGGAAAGCAGGCGGAAGCAAAGAGCAAAAUAAAACCAAGCAAGAGAAGGGCAAAAAGAAGAAGGAUGGCAACCGAGCUGGGAGUCAAAGACAAGAGCUGUAG